CUUAGUGCAAUGUCCAUAUACUCGACCACCGCCGGCGCCAUGGUUCAGCCCGAACCCAUGACUUGUUGCAUUCAGAAUUUAAAAGGCAACUAAACCCGCCCUCCAACCGACAGCACAUCGUCUACUGAUACCUGUAAUCGUCCGAUAAUUUUGUAUGAUACUACAUAAUUAUUACCACAGACUUGGCACUCUUAUCAAUUCAGUUCCAAGGAUUUCCUCAUUAUAUCAAUCGAGGUUUAGGUUCUUGUUGUCACAAGGCAAAAGAUGAUCUCUGUCAAAGACAUAGUACCUGCAGCUCAAAACAACAUAAGCACACAAUUCAUACUUCUGGAGAAAGGCAAACAAACGACGACGACGACAACAGAAGGUCACAACAAGGCAUGCUUGGCGCUUGUGGCGGAUGAGACGGCUGCAGUUCACUUCCAGUUCUGGGGAGACGAGUGUGAUGCCUUUGAGCCGGGUGACAUAAUACGUUUGUCAAAUGGGAUUUUCUCUUACAGCAGAAACAAUCUUGUGUUGAGAGCGGGCAAGAGAGGGAAGGUAGAAAAGGUUGGAGAAUUCACUAUGACUUUUGUUGAGACACCAAACAUGAGUGAAAUCCGCUGGAUUCCUGACCCCAAUAAUUCCAAGAAAUACAUGCAGGAAGCUAUUGUUUCUGCUCAUUCUCGCAUCUUUCCGCCAAAAUAGUAAUUCUUUUUUUUUUGUUUGUUUGUAUUUUCUGUUAAUAAGAUCAAAAGUUAAACGUUUGGUUUGUAUAAUUUGGUUACUUUGUUUUCGGGUAGGAACAGAUUUAUGAUGCAGAUACCAUGAAGUUGUGUAGCAAAGACAAAUUGUGAAUCUUUUCAAUGACCACAAGGUGCAGAAAAU
Morus notabilis is the source of this 867-nucleotide messenger RNA. Its product is annotated as SOSS complex subunit B homolog. Gene Ontology annotation, molecular function: DNA binding. The record is from RefSeq and is a predicted model, not a curated record. Gene Ontology annotation, biological process: response to ionizing radiation; double-strand break repair via homologous recombination; mitotic cell cycle checkpoint signaling. The transcript has 2 exons. Gene Ontology annotation, cellular component: SOSS complex. The coding region runs from base 265 to 687 and encodes 140 amino acids. NCBI's taxonomy places the organism in Eukaryota, Viridiplantae, Streptophyta, Magnoliopsida, Rosales, Moraceae.